Messenger RNA from Stylonychia lemnae, 588 nucleotides. NCBI's taxonomy places the organism in Eukaryota, Ciliophora, Spirotrichea, Sporadotrichida, Oxytrichidae. The record is from the annotation of a GenBank genome assembly.
AUGUAUCAGAAAAUCAUUGAAAAGCAAUCAGCAGUCGGACUAAAAGACGAUAUUAGACCUUAGAGGCUUUGGAAGCUCAUUGUUGCUGGCAACCUUGAAAAUGCUAAAUUGAUCUUUGAAAAAGUUCUUAGAAAAAAUUCAGAAAUAUCCCUUUAGAGUGGAGAAUUUUUUGACUCUUCUACUUCAAGCAACAGCUCCCAAGACCAAAUGAAUACUUCAAUUGAGAAGCCUCUUAAUAAAUUCGGUUGGACGGCGCUUCAUGCUGCUUGCUUUUAUGGAUAGAUUGCUAUAGUAUAAUACCUUGUAGAACAGCUUAACGCUGAUGUAAAUAAUACUAAUUAAAAUGGAUGGAACUCGCUAAUUUUUGCAAUAUUUGGCGGUCAUCUUGACGUCAUAGACUACCUACUUUAUGAGACUCCGAUUAGACUCGACUUACUCGACAAAUAAAACAUGGAUGCUUUGACAAUCUCAAAAGAGAUUGAUGAUCAGGAAGUAGUGGACCUUAUUCAAGAGAAAUUGGAGAGAAGUUGUGAUUCUUAUCAUAAUUUAUCGUACGAAUCUCUCCUUAAAAGUUUAGAAGAAUAUUGA